GUUACUUGCGCAAUAACCUCAAUAAGAUGAUAAGCAAUGACAAGAUAAGUCACAAAACAUAACUUUACUCAUCUUUAACACUUCUUAUUACAAAUUACCAGUAUAACCAUACUUCAUCAUGUUAUUCAGAUCUGCUUUAACUCAGUUGCAAAGAAGGCUGUACUCCCAACAUGCAUCCAAGUUAACAAAUGUCACCAACAAUGAAGGUGUGAAGACCAUUACAAUGUGCAACCCAAAAACAGGAAAUUGUUUGUCUAUUCCCAUGAUGCAGGAGUUAAUAUCAAAUAUCAGUGCUGAAUGGGAGUGUAAAGAUCUCAGGGUGAUUGUGUUAGCAGCUGAAGGGAAGAUCUUCUCUUCAGGGCAUGAUUUAAAAGAAUUGAGUGAAGAAGCAGGCAGAGAAAGUCAAGAAAAGGUGUUCUCCGUGGCUUCGUCCCUCAUGCGCAGCAUCAUUGAAUGUCCUGUACCAAUAAUUGCAGCUGUCAACGGCUAUGCAGUCGCUUCAGGUUGCCAACUAGUAGCACAAUGUGAUUUGGCCGUGUGUACUGACAUCAGUAAGUUCUCAACACCCGGAGUGAAUGUCGGAAUAUUUUGCUCUACACCAGGAGUUGCUCUGGCAAGAUCCGUGCCCAAAGCAACCACAUUAAAGAUGUUAUUCACUGGGAAACCCAUAGGGGCUGAAGAGGCUGUCCAAACUGGACUAGUAUCACAUUGUUGCAGUAAGGAGGACUUUGAUAAAGUGUUGGAUGAAUUAUGCGCGGAUAUCGUGAGGAAAAGUCGUGCUGUCGUGGAAAUGGGUAAGCGUUUCUAUUACAAACAAAUUGAUCAGGAUAUUAUGACCGCGUAUAAGAACGGUGGGCGCGUUAUGGUGGAGAACUUGAAUCUUGCCGAUGGUAUUGAAGGUGUGAAUAGUUUCGUAGACAAACGCAAACCAAAAUGGACGCACAGCUAAACAGAAUAUUCCCGAAAUUAAUAAAUGUUUCAUUGGACACUGCGUGUUUAUAUUUGAAUUCUGCGUGGCGACUCUUUACUGUCAGGCUACCCCCACCAGUUUUUGCGGGUUAACAGCAGAGAGAACAAAUUAUUCCCGAAAUUAAUAAAUCUUUCAUUGAA
This is a messenger RNA of Dalotia coriaria, 1110 nucleotides long. Its product is annotated as enoyl-CoA hydratase domain-containing protein 3, mitochondrial. NCBI's taxonomy places the organism in Eukaryota, Metazoa, Arthropoda, Insecta, Coleoptera, Staphylinidae. The transcript is spliced from 4 exons. The record is from RefSeq and is a predicted model, not a curated record. Gene Ontology annotation, cellular component: mitochondrion. Gene Ontology annotation, molecular function: hydro-lyase activity. The coding region runs from base 119 to 949 and encodes 276 amino acids.